This is a messenger RNA of Caenorhabditis auriculariae, 957 nucleotides long. NCBI's taxonomy places the organism in Eukaryota, Metazoa, Nematoda, Chromadorea, Rhabditida, Rhabditidae. The record is from the annotation of a GenBank genome assembly.
AUGACCGCCUUCCAACUCCUCUACACUGGCUACACGUUGAUGUGCAGCAUCUUCUCGCUGUUCUUCUGCGGCAUCAAAAUCGCUUUGACCGGUUGCUUUAGUAGAUAUUUCUGAAAAAGCUCACCAUCUCUUUUUUUUAAAAUAAAAACGGCUUUUCCUUCUAAAACCGAAACAAUUUCGAAGCAAACCGUUUUCCAAAUAAAUAUGCAAAUUUUUUUUUCAGUGCUGAUGUUCGUCAAACUCGAUGGGAUGGAUGAGAACGGAGUUCCUCUCAUGAAGAACCUGGUCUUAACACAACGAGAAAAAACAAUAUUUUGAUUAUUUCAGGACGUUCACGGCUUCUAUGCCUCUCUCGUUCUUCUGGAGACCGUCGGCAUCGUCAUUGCAGCAGUCUUGAUCUUCCUCGGUGUUAAGCAAGGACUGUGAGUGAUCGUGAAGUCUUCUGGAAUGAAAUGAUGUUACUGCAGGAGUCUCAUCGCCGACGAUCCCGCGAAACCCAUCGACUACUACCUCUACUGCGCCAAUGGAUUCACUCUCACCUUCAUCAUCUACUGCAUGACCUUCUGCAUCCUCGAAAUGGCACAUCGUAGCCACUGUGAGUUCAUUCAAUAAUCAUAUAUAAUAUCCUGAAAUCUUAUUGUUACAGUGCCGGAAGACGCCCGGAACACAUGGCUUCUCUGCGUAAGUUUUUUGUAUAUUUCUAAAAAGAAGCUUUCCAGAGACUGGUCUGAAAAAUAGUUGCAACAGAGUUCCCUAAAUCUUCUGUUUCGAGUUACUCUACCAUACCGAUUUCUAUUAUCAUAAUUUCAGCGUAGUGUCAACAUAACUGCCCUCAUGCAAACCAGCGUCUCCUGCAUGCUCCAAGCCGUCUUCCUCCUUCUGUUCCGCGCCUCCUGCUUGUCUCGCUUCGACAAGGAGACUCUUGACGCCAACUACGAAGAAAUCGCUCUUCAGUAA